AUGGAUGUGGGUCAGGUUAUUCUUGGAAGACCCUGGUUAUUUGAUAACGACGUUCAUAUCUUCGGGCGAUCCAAUAUGCUAUUGUUCGAGCACGACGGAAAGAAGGUCAAGAUCCUACCGGUUCAACCUAAAGGAAAUGACAAGAAGCCCGAUCCAAACAAGUCUUCCCAAGGCGUUAACCUGAUUGGAGCCAAAGAGAUUGAUCGUGAACUGGCCAACGGAGCUCCUAUUUUCGCCCUCGCUGCUAGAGAAGCUCCGAAGGAUAUUUCUAACGUGGUUCCCCCAGAAGUCGCUACUGUGUUGGAAGAAUUUUCUGACAUCUUCCCUGAGGACCUCCCGAACCAAUUACCCCCGAUGCGUGAUAUCCAACACGCAAUUGAUUUAGUCCCGGGAUCAACCCUUCCUAAUUUGCCUCACUAUAGGAUGAACCCCAAUGAGCAUGCAGAGCUGAAGAGGCAAGUUGAUGAGCUAUUGAAGAAGGGCUUUGUGAAAGAAAGCAUGAACCCUUGUGCGGUUCCCGCAUUACUGACGCCAAAGAAAGAUGGAACAUGA
Asparagus officinalis (garden asparagus) is the source of this 552-nucleotide messenger RNA. RefSeq lists its product as uncharacterized. The transcript has a single exon. The coding region runs from base 1 to 552 and encodes 183 amino acids. The record is from RefSeq and is a predicted model, not a curated record. Lineage: Eukaryota; Viridiplantae; Streptophyta; Magnoliopsida; Asparagales; Asparagaceae.